Messenger RNA from Acanthosepion pharaonis, 858 nucleotides. Lineage: Eukaryota; Metazoa; Mollusca; Cephalopoda; Sepiida; Sepiidae. The record is from the annotation of a GenBank genome assembly.
AUGCUGAGUGAAAAUGGUUCCGCCCUCAGCAGUCCAUUUUCCAAUUCUUUAAACCUUUUCCCCGCAACCCAGACCCGACGAGGAGUUUUUGCGCUAAAACAGCAGGGCUUCCUUCCAAUCCAUUUCAAAGCUAAUGCCGGCAAACGGUUAGCGGCUUUCCGUUGUCGCAGAAAACAAUCGAGCAAACGCUUCAUUGCAGCUCCUUGCAUUCUCAUCGCCGGCAUCACUGUUUCACUACUUUUUAACCUUCAACGCUUCCACGUUUUGGUUCAAAUUUCUCCUACACGACGAACAUCCGCACGUCAGCAACUGAAGACCCCUAAUACCGUUAACGUUACACAUGCAGAACAGGCGACUGCGGAGGAGCACAUAAUAACUCCGGUUACAGAUGAUCAUAUAGCGUCUACUUCAAACUCUGCUUUGCACUCUUCUGCGUACCGUGACGAUGACCAACCCGACAGCUCUGCAAAGGCUGCAAAAACACCCAGGCGAGGCAACCUUAGCAGGCGUUCUAAAAAAGCCUCACCGGCUAAGAGGAAACGGGAGCAGGAUUCCAUUGAGUGCGCCUCCUUGGGGGAGAAGCGGCUGGCAUCUACGUCAAACACUGAUUUGCACUCUUCUGAGUGCCGUGGCGAUGACCGACCCGGCAGCGUUUCUAAGCGUGCCAAAAUACCAUGGCGAGGCAACCUUAACAGGCGUUCUAAAAGAACCUCUGCGGCAAAGAGAAAGCGGGAGGAGGAAACCGAGGUAGAGGUCCAUUUGAGGCUUUCCAGUCAAUCUCAACGGAGGCAGUAUAUUUUGUCACAUGAAACGCUUGGUGAGCGUAACAACCGUUUGUACUGCAAAUCAGUUCGUUGA